AUUCUUGUGCAAGUCAUUACAUGAUAUAAACCAAUAUGGUACACAACAUUAUGAAUCCACUUGGUAAAAUGGUUAUGGCUUUGUUGUUGUUUGUAACCCCCGUAGAAUCAAUGGCUGUCAAUGGUUUAAAUCAACAAGUACAACGGGACAUUGGGGCCAUCGGCGCUGGUGGACAAGCACUGGAUUUAGCCUUUGUUAUGGACUGUACUGGGAGCAUGGGAUCGUAUAUAGAUACCGCCAGAAAACAUAUUCAGGCUAUUGUUGACGAAAUUGUGACUUCUUCUAACACCACCGUUCGCUUAGCUUUGAUUGAAUAUCGAGAUCAUCCUCCAGAGGAUAAUACCUUUGUUACAAAAACAUAUAAUUUCACAGAUUCCGUGUUCAUGAUGAAAAUUUGGCUAAAUGCUGCGCGCGCCUCUGGAGGUGGUGAUGGUCCCGAGGCAGUGGCUGAAGCUUUGUUUAAAGCCACGAAACUGUCAUGGCGUCCCGAGGCUACCAAAAUAACUGUUCUGAUUUCUGAUGCACCUCCCCAUGGACUUGUUCCGUCACAAGACAGUUCGUUCCCCAACGGAUCUCCUACUGGGCACGAUCCAAUGAAGAUAGUUCGUGACUUAGCUCAAAUGGGGGUGACCUUAUAUGUUAUUGGUUGUGAACCCGCUAUACUUCCAUAUAAAGACUUUUUCAUGGCACUUGACUAUUUGGCCGGUGGGCAAUACGUACCUCUGUCGAGACCAGAGCUUCUAGUAGAUGUUAUAACAGGCGGGGCUAAAGAAGAACUAUCGAUUCAGAAAUUCGAAAAACUUGUGAAUGCUGAGGUCCAGAAAGCUAUUGCAGCAGGAGGCACUGUUGAUAAACAAAAAAUUUCACAAACUAUAUAUAACCAGCUAGUAAAUACGGGAGCAACGUCAACUCAUUUGUUAUUAAACAACGCAACGUUAGAAGGCACAACUGAUGCUGCAAAACAAAUAGCAUCGGCUACAUCUAUGGCGGAAGUGCGACUUCAUUUUCAUAUGGCCACUGCAAAACCUGUCUUUUAUCCAACAUAUGUUCCAGGACACGGCGUUUAUCCAACGUAUGCUCCAGGACACGCUUAUCUUUCAGGGACGUUUGCACCUCGUCCUACACUUGGUCCAAUAUACACUUAUCCGCCAGGAUAUACGGGGAAGACUUUUCCACCAACUCUACUACCAACUUUCGCUCGAUAUCUUACUCCAGGUCCAGGAUACACAUAUCCACCUUUUAAACCAGCUGUUUUAACAGGAUCAGGAGGCUCCGGUUCUGGAACAGGCACAGGAGCUUUAACAGGAACGGGAGGAUCCGGUUCCGGUACCGGGGACACAUAUAGUGCUGUUCAUUCGGGAAUUAGUAUCGAUCAAGUCGAUAGAUUAGUACAGAAAGCUUUUGGUUGAUUUCACAUCUAACCGUUGGAUUACGGAUUAUUAUAUCAAUAAGUUCAUAAAUCAUAAUAAAUAUCAAAGAAUAA
Molecule: messenger RNA, 1483 nt
Organism: Mytilus trossulus (common blue mussel)
Lineage: Eukaryota; Metazoa; Mollusca; Bivalvia; Mytilida; Mytilidae
Exons: 1
Coding region: 36-1409 (457 amino acids)
Cellular component (GO): cytoplasm
Molecular function (GO): protein serine/threonine kinase activity
Source: RefSeq, a predicted model, not a curated record